Messenger RNA from Labeo rohita (rohu), 417 nucleotides. RefSeq lists its product as uncharacterized. Gene Ontology annotation, molecular function: protein heterodimerization activity. Bases 60 to 347 code for a protein of 95 amino acids. The transcript is spliced from 2 exons. The record is from RefSeq and is a predicted model, not a curated record. Lineage: Eukaryota; Metazoa; Chordata; Actinopteri; Cypriniformes; Cyprinidae.
GACGCUCAUUUCACAGCUUUACUUCCGGCGCUGUGAUUGCAAAGUGAACAGCAGCGAUCAUGAAAACAUCAUCUGACAGGAGACUGAAAUCCCCGAAGACGUCCAGGAAAACCGGCUGGACACGCAAACGGAACACCAAGGCGUAUUCUGCCUACAUAUACAAAAUUGAGAAGGAGCUGUCUUCUGACUCGAGUGACGCCGUCUCUUUGAUGCGGCACCUGUCCGGUGCGCAUGCGCAGGUGGGCGCCGAGGCCGCUCGUCUCUCCAAGUUUAACCGGCGGCGCGUCAUCACGCAGCGAGAGCUCCACACCGCCGCCGUGCGCGCCCUCCGGGACAAAAGCUCCUGACAGCUGGACACUUAAAUUAAAUGCUGCACUUUUAAACUUGUAAAUAAUGAAUAAAGAGGUUUUGUUUUUU